UCUGUCAGAGAGGAGACUCAGAUGAGCGUGGACGUGGACAGCGCAGGACGCAGAAUGGAGGGUCAGUGCCGGUCGUCUCAGAAGUACCUGCUGCUCCAUGUGUGGUGCGGACUCCUCACCAUGGCCCUGGUCAUCAUGGCCGCCUUUAUCGCUUCCAUCAAACCAAAAUCUGAGCUACCCAGCGGCUCCCAGGAAACCCCUCCAGCAGUCAGCGCUCACUUUUCCCCAGAGGGACUUGUUGGAAAGUGGUCUUCCUACAUUGAACUGGAAACACACUUUGGUAAAGAUGCGUGGACGGAACAUGUGGCCUGUGCGUCCUGCUCCCUCUGCCUCCAUCAGGACGCCAUCUACGUCAACAGCAGCAGCCUGGAGAGCUCGCUCUUCUUCUUCUACGCCCAUGUGGCCUUCAGGAAGAACACGACUCACAACCUUCCCUCGUCUGUGAUGUUGAUAAGAAAUGCCACUAAAUAUCCAAAGAAGGAUGAGAGGGUUUUGGUGGCUGUCCCGGCGGCGGGCGAGUCGGUCUGGUUGGGGAAGAUGGUGACUCUGACCGGCGGCGACAGCGUGAGGCUGAGGAUCACAAGAGAAUAUCUAAAAGGCGACUCGUUCUGGGGAGCUUUCCAGCUCCAUUAACGCGCCACGUCUGGAUGGACCGGUAGUUCUGGUAUAACUUAUGACCUGUUCAUUCAUUUGGUUAGAUUUUUUCCCCCAAAUACAUUUCUGAAGUAUUUCCGUUCCUCCUGUGGCCAACAUGGAACACUAACUCCACCAGACAAGUUUAAAUGCAGAUUUUACUCCUAAUCGUUGAAAAACGGCCCUUUUUCUCAGUCCUUUUGGUUUAGUGAAGUUCAUCCUCCGUUUGAAGCCAGUAGAAAGUUUAAAUGAAUGUAAACUGUGAAUGGGCCAUAAAAAACCUCCUUCAUUCCUAUUUUGUAACUUCUCUGUGUGUUAUUUUAAUUUAUAAUUAAA
Xiphophorus maculatus (southern platyfish) is the source of this 969-nucleotide messenger RNA. RefSeq lists its product as uncharacterized. The transcript has 6 exons. The coding region runs from base 22 to 633 and encodes 203 amino acids. Lineage: Eukaryota; Metazoa; Chordata; Actinopteri; Cyprinodontiformes; Poeciliidae. Gene Ontology annotation, molecular function: protein binding. The record is from RefSeq and is a predicted model, not a curated record.